Fusarium keratoplasticum is the source of this 1518-nucleotide messenger RNA. RefSeq names its product MFS domain-containing protein. Gene Ontology annotation, biological process: transmembrane transport. NCBI's taxonomy places the organism in Eukaryota, Fungi, Ascomycota, Sordariomycetes, Hypocreales, Nectriaceae. Bases 1 to 1518 code for a protein of 505 amino acids. Gene Ontology annotation, molecular function: transmembrane transporter activity. Gene Ontology annotation, cellular component: membrane. The transcript is spliced from 6 exons. The record is from RefSeq and is a predicted model, not a curated record.
AUGUCGGACAAAGAAGCUCCUGUCAAGCACCAAGAGAGCGUCGACGAUGGCUCUAUACAGGGUACCCAGACCGUCGACACCGUCCACCGAGACGAGGCCCUCCGCGUCCUGCAGGCGUAUCAGGGAGAUGAAAGCUGGAGCGACGAGGAAGAGAAGAAAUUGCGCAGGAAGAUUGACUGGAAACUCAUGCCCGUCCUGUGUGUAACUUACGGGCUUCAAUACUACGACAAGGCCAUGCUGGGUCAAGCGGCCCUCUUUGGUCUGAGGGAAGAUCUCGAUCUCCUGAAGGGCAGCAGGUAUUCCUUCUCGGCUUCCAUCUUCUAUCUUGGGUUCAUUGUCGGUGCCUACCCAGCCAUGGUGCUCGCCCAGCGCUACCCUAUCGAACGAGUCGCCUCGGGCAUCGUCACCCUCUGGGGGAUAUGCCUCAUCCUCACGGUCGUCUGUACUGGUUACAAGACUCUGUACGUUCAGCGGUUCUUCCUUGGGCUCCUGGAAAGUGGAAUCAGUCCCAUGUUCAUGCUCAUCGUCGGAAGCUUCUACAAGAAGAAUGAGCAAGCCAUGCGCAUGGGCAUCUGGUAUUCCUGCACCGGAUACGUCUCUGUUUUCUCCCCACUAGUCAACUAUGGCCUCGGUCUCAUCAAUGGAGGCAAAUCGUCCUGGAGAUACAUGUACUACUUUUCCGGCGCUAUAACCAUUGCCUGGGGUAUACUUCUAGUCCUUGUUCUCCCCCCAGACCCCGUCCGCGCGAGAGGCUUCAACGAGAGAGAGCGGUACAUCCUCGUGGCGAGACUGAGGAGCAACAACUCUGGCGUCCGCAACACUCAUCUCAAGGUUUCUCAGAUCUGGGAGCUCCUGCUUGACAGCAAAUUCUGGGUGGUGUUUGCCAUUGCGUUCCUUUCAAUGAUUGCCAACGGGCCCAUCUCGACCUUUGUUCCCAUCAUCAUCAACGGCUUCGGCUUCAGCACUGUCAACUCCCUGCUCAUCUCGAUGCCCGCUGGCGCCUAUGCCGGCACUCUCAUGCUCGUCAUGCCUUACCUAGCUUACCGGUUCAUGAACAUCAGAUCAUACCUGGUAUUUGUGGCACAGCUGGGCACGACCUUUGCAGCUCUUUUGCUGUGGAAGUUGCCACAGUCGGCAACAGGCGGUUUGCUCUUUGCAUGCUACAUCCUGCCGUCUGUCGGCGGUGGUUAUGCGGUGCUCAUGGGACAGCAGAUUGCCAACACUGCCGGCUACACCAAGCGCUCUGUCGCUUCUUCUGGUCUCUAUAUUGGAUAUUGCCUGGGCAAUUUCGUUGGUCCUCUGGUCUUCAAGAAAGAAGAUGCCCCCCGUUAUACCUCGGGGUUUAUUGUUGUAGUUGUUACUGCUCUUGCCGCUGCAGUUCUCGCCAUUGUCUACCGGUUUCUAUGCGUGUGGUCGAACCGCAAGCGUGAUGCCGCUGGAGUCAUGGAAGGAUUUGACCAUGCCUACGACGACGAUCUUACUGAUAAGAAGAACAUGCAAUUCCGAUACAUUCUCUGA